UAAGGGCACACUUAACUAAUGGGAUCCUAUCGAUGUUUCACCCCCUCCAAGCCUGAUCUUUACACGGCGGAAUGUUAAUGUUGCCACAGCCUGUCCGUGUUGUCUUUGGCUGCUCUGAGUCUGGCUUUAUUGUUGUAGUCGGUCUAUAAUGUCAUGGAGCUUGACGGAUAUGAUUAAAAAACCGCAGUAAAGCAACACUCCUGUGACUGACUGGACUAUGGAAGUGAUCGGGUUUACUCUGCACAUGCGUGAGGAGAAGUGUGUGUCCCAUGUUGCAUUAGUGUCUGUGUGAAAUGCUGGCCUGUCUGCCAGGGCCAGGUGACCUCCCCCUUCAGCUUCUCCCCCACACGCAGAUGAACACUGGAUAUCAGAAAUGGGACACCACACAAAGGAUGAGAUCCGCUCCGUUUCCAACCCCUGCAGAAUUGGAUGCAUAUGCUAAGAAGGUUGCCAACAACCCCCUCACCAUCAAGAUCUUCCCCAACAGCGUCAAGGUGCCGCAGCGAAACCACGUGCGCCGCACAGUCAACGGGCUGGAUACGUCAGGCCAGCGCUACAGCCCUUACCCUUCCUCUCAGGCCAGUGCCAAGACAGGCCUCCUCGCCAUCAUCAAGGUGCCCACAGUCAAAGGCAUCCUAAAAGAUUUUGACGGAAGCCGGGCUCGCUUGCACCCUGAAGUCAUCAUGAAUCCCCACACCAGACCCUACCAAGUGGCUUCGACCAGCACUUUAAACCACCACCCACCUCUGCCGAACCUUACCCGGCUCCAGCAGAGCUUACCCCUCCAACCACAGGACCCACCUCAGACUCUACAGAUGCCCCUCCCUCAGCACCAGGGUCACACCCAGAGCCUCAGACACCCUCCCCCCAUGGCCCAGCCCCCUCAGGGCCCACACAGACUUCAGACUCUGUCUCAGCACCCAGCCCUUGGUCACCCACAGGGGCCAACUACCGUCAUGCUUCAGCAGCAGCACCUUCAGCAGCAGCCACCACAUGGCCUGCAGGGGAGCAGAAAGCUGCCAGAUGGCGAUGCACCACCUAAUGUUACCGUCUCUACCUCAACCGUUCCACUCUCCAUGGCUGCUGGGCUGCACCAGGGCCGCCAGGCUGACUUGAGCACCAUUGUGCAUCAGAUCAACCAGUUCUGCCAAGCUCGGGCCCAAGGUGCAGGAGCCACCUCCAUGUGUGAGGGCCAGAUCGCCAACCCCAGCCCCAUCAGUCGCAACCUGCUUAUCAGCGCCUGCUCCAGGGUGUCCAUGCACAGCAACCCUGCCACCCCUGGCUUCCCCCCACCCAACUGCAUCAUUGGCUCUCAAGAGAAAGCCACCGCCCCGUUGGGAGCUCACCCCCCACACAGCGUGGCAAUUAUGAACCACUUGCCUUCCAACCACACUGAUCUCAAGCAGCAGCACCACAUGCUGCACCAACAACAGAAUCAGCAGCAACAACAGCUACAACAUAACGCGCAGCAGAAGAUGCGCUCUUGGAAUCAGCACCAGUUGGCUCAUGUACCCCACAUUCAGAACGGUGGGAGCCACCUCUGCAAGCAGCCUUCCAGGGACCCCGCCUUCCAUUUUAACAGCAUGGGCUACCCUGCAGAGGUGUGUGUGGGUCAGCCUUACACACUGAAACCUCCCGUAGAGAGGCCCACCCCCUCUCCCCCUGUCAACAACGGCAUGCCCGGCCCAAUGGCCCACUACACUAAUGGUCACUACUUCCAGUCCCACAUUUGGAACAGCAGCAUCCUACCCACACCCAACAGUGACAGCUCCGGGUCUCAGGACAUAGCCAUGCCAUUCCACGGUGCGGGCCCAGGGGGGUGCACCACACUAGACUGUGGGCCCCCUGGGGCUCCCCAUUUCAGGCUAGGAACGAGCUCCUCCACCUCCUCCGCCCAGUCUAAUCUGAUUCAAACAGCAGAUUACUUGGGUGGGGACUUCCAGACGCCCUACUUCCGCGAUCAGAAUCUAGGGUUGAUGGGCAAGAUGCACAGGCCUCCUCUGAGCAGGGUAGGUCCAGAGGUUGGGGAUGGCAGAACCGCUCUCAUCCAGCACCCAGGGUACAGAUAAGCUAUGGCCUUGUCUACACAACAGUUAUCAAAACCCCUUUGUUUAGUCUUAAGGAAGGAAACACAUGAAUAAAACCUAAUUGAUAACUUAAACAAACGACCGCUAAUGUUAAAGAGGGUAAAUUAAUAUAUUUAAUGGAGAACAGUAGGGUUUUUUUUGGUUCUUUUUGUUAAAAAUAAAUCUUGCAAGUGAUCAAUUGCUACUUUUGUUUUUGUUAAUGAGUGCUUUUACCUGGCACUUUAGGGAACUUUUUUAUGUGCGUGUGUAUACACAUCUGUACUGUCAUUCCCUCCUUCCUCUACUGUAUCUGUGUGCCUGGAUCUGAACAGAUCCUGUGUUAUUUCUACUUCAGACCUAUCAGUAGCAGUUUCUUAUGCAUGUAAGAAAGAAGAAGAACCGAUGGAUCCCUCACUGAAAAACGUACAAGGUCAUGUCAGGAACUUGGACUCAGACUAGUUUAAUUAGACAAGUGACUAAUUUAAAUUAAUUUUGGUGUUGUUGCUCUAAUCUCAUGGUAACUUCAAGAUUAAACACAAUCAUUUGAGGACAGAAAAAAGUAAUACUCUUAUUUUAGUGCAAAGCCACCAGACACUGGAGACUACAAAGUCAGAAAAGCUUUCGGUAUGCACAAUGUACGGAUAGGUUUUAUUCUUUUUUUUACAUGUAAUUAUUUAUUUGUAUAAUAGGAUUGUUCAAGAUUGAUUCCUCUCUGUCAGUUUAGGAAGCAUGUAAUCAGGUUGUUUGUACAUAGUCAAGAUCCAGCAGGGAGCAAAUGUGUUGAAAAGGUGAUGCUCUGUCCUGCUGAAAAUGCUGCAAUGAAUUCAGGUGUUUAAAAAACAACUUUUUGUCAAUGCCAGGAAGGUUUGGCAACAAGAUCGUGAAAUGUUUUGUGCAGAAAAAAAGUCAUGAAAGAUUAACUCUGAUACCUUAAAAUGGCCAAAGUCAUGUAAACAAGGACACACUGUUAUGAAGAUGUGCCAUUUUGUGUUUGUUUCCUUUUCAGAUCGUUUUUUUGUAACCAUGACAAACGUAUUACUUGAAUGUUAAGAUUAUUUGUUUUUUGCAGUUAUUGAAGGCGGUAGGUUAGUUACCAGGACAAAACUCUGGAUUAGAAGAAAUGAUAGUGUUAAUAAAGGUCAUGUAGAAUCCAACUACGAGCCUCACCAGAGUUUUGAUCCUGACAGCAGGAACUUAAGUGAAUUAAGUUAUGUGUAGUUGCUACUGAUUCUGAUGUGAAGUCGGUUUGAAAAGACCAAAUUGAUCACUUGCAAGAUCACUUGGAGGUAGAUAAAACGUACUUUUAAGUUUUAAAGUGAAACAGCAAAUGCAUUGUUUAUUUUAUUGUACACUGGCUUACCUACUAGACUACUGUAACUUUAAAGUUUAACGAUUGUGUGUGAAUGUUGCCUGCCGAUCUGAUGUGGGUAGAGGUAAGGGUGAGUGUGUGCGUGAGAGAGAGAGAGAGAGACGCCCAUGUUUUGUUCACUUAACUCCCUAACAGCCCUUAAAAAGCCUUAAGUGUUUGGUCCUUGGACUUCCCUUGAAAAUGAGCAUGGUUUUAAUGAAAACCCCAAAUAAUAAGGAGAAAGAAGAUGGUAAGGAUACACAGAAACAGCAAUUUUUGGUUUCUUUUUUCUUCUCUUUUUGUUUUAUUGAAUAGACAGAGCAAUUCCUUAGCGAUUCUUUAUAAUGGAAAGCAAGAAAAAGGAGUCAUAUUUUGUAAUUAUAUAUUUUAGCAAAGUGUAGUUACUGAGUUGUAACAUUUUUUUUCCCCAAGUUUCAAAGCUUCAGUUUGCAGUUGUGACUAUUUAAAAUACUUGAUUUGCUUGUUAUUUAAAUUUUCUUUCCUUCUUUGUUUCUUGUACUAUUGCUGUGAAAUGGAAGAAGGUCCACAAGCCUUUCUUUUGUGUCAUUCUGUACGACAGAUAAGAGGCAAGAGAGUGAGAGUUGUGCUACUCUUUUUGUAAUAUUGUAAUAAUAAAAUAAAGUUCUAAUUUAUGCUUUGAAA
This is a messenger RNA of Sander lucioperca (pikeperch), 4077 nucleotides long. RefSeq names its product family with sequence similarity 222 member Ba (gene fam222ba). The transcript has 3 exons. The coding region runs from base 294 to 2069 and encodes 591 amino acids. NCBI's taxonomy places the organism in Eukaryota, Metazoa, Chordata, Actinopteri, Perciformes, Percidae. The record is from RefSeq and is a predicted model, not a curated record.